GUGUGUUUCCGGAGAACAUGGCAGAGGUUAAAGGUUUAUAAUAUCUCGCUGUAUAAGACAUGGAGGACAUCGUAGCUAGGAAAUGGGUGAUGUCGCUGACUGUCUGGGAUGUCACCAUUCCUGUAGCUGUAAAGUAACUAACUUCACACUGAGACUGCCGGAGCUCCGCGCGCCAUGAGCGUCCCCUCAAAAACGACGAGAUGUUUAAUGGGAACUGUGAAGUCACUCCUAACCAGAUCUGGUGAAAUAUGUUCUUUUAAAGCCACACGAAAAAUGUCUUUAGGACAAGCAGACCACCUUAAAAGGACGGCUAGUGUUUACAGACAAGAGGCUGUAUUCUCUGCACGAGUGUGCGCCAUUACAAAUGAGUCCAACACAGUGAAGAAACUGCAGCUGGAGGUUACACAUCCUGACUUUAGCUUCCGUGCCGGCCAGUGGGUGGACUUCUUCAUUUCGGGUGUGGAGAAGGUGGGUGGCUUCUCUGUAUGCUCCAGCCCAGCUCUCCUGCUGAGGAAUGGGGUCAUCGAGCUCGCUGUGAAGUACACGAAGCACCCACCUGCACACUGGGUGCACACUGAGUGCACGGUGGACUCUCACGUGGCAUUAAGGGUAGGGGGUGAUUUCUAUUUUGACCCCAGCCCUUCUGAUCCCACCAUGGAUCUGCUGCUUGUGGCAGGGGGGGUCGGCAUUAAUCCCCUCUACUCCAUACUCAUGCACUCUGCUGACCUGCUCAGAGAGACGCAAGGAUACCUUCCAGGACGCACGCAUCUCUGUUACAGUGCCAAGAACACAAAGGAACUGCUGUUCAAAAACAACAUUAUUGGGGUUUGCCAAGAAUUCCCAGAUAAAUUUUCGUGCGUCUUCCACGUGACCCAGCAAGACUUUGAGAUAGAGCAGAGUCUGCAGCCCUGCACAGCCAGCGGAAGGAUAUCAGAAGAGUCACUGAGGCAUUGUGUAGACCCUGAACACACAUUGUGUUACUUAUGUGGGCCGCCACCAAUGAUUGAGAAUGUGAGCACUGUCCUACAACGUCUUGGCCUAUCAGAGGACAGAAUUCUCUUUGAGAAGUGGUGGUAGGCAUGUCUUCUGAAGGCUAAAGCCCUUAAAGUACCUUGGAGGUCUAAAGCAGGACCACUUCUUUGGCGUCAAUUGGACCAGCGUUUUAUUUUUCCACAAACGCACAAUUUAUUGACACGUAGGAUUUUGUUACCUGUGUACUACAGUCUCCUAGAGAGUUUCCUCUGAAACAUCUCUUCUGAAAGAAAAAGGGUUGCUGGGUAACUGUGUGCAGGGUAGACAUAUUGUGAAUGCUUACAAUUUUAUAUUGUUCUAAAAUUGUUUAUAAGACUAACUAGAUUUUAAGAGAUCUUUCAGAGGACUGAUGUUCAAAGAUAGUCUGACUGAGAUAUAUAAAGUUUAGUAAUAAAUGACUUAACAGAAACAAUGCACAAUGGCAAAGGAUCAUUGUAAUGGGAGUCAUUUGUGGCACAAAAUAGUUGGUUAACUAGUUUGUAGUGUAAGUUCAGUGUAAGUUCAACCUGGUAGUAAUUGAUCAGCUUUUUAAAGCGACGAAGAGGAGGACUGUUGUAGAUUACAAGUCUCUAGUUGUAAAUAAAAAUUAAACUUGGA
Messenger RNA from Electrophorus electricus (electric eel), 1629 nucleotides. It is a transcript of the gene oxnad1, whose product is annotated as oxidoreductase NAD-binding domain containing 1. Gene Ontology annotation, cellular component: mitochondrion. Lineage: Eukaryota; Metazoa; Chordata; Actinopteri; Gymnotiformes; Gymnotidae. Gene Ontology annotation, molecular function: oxidoreductase activity. The record is from RefSeq and is a predicted model, not a curated record.